AUGCCUCCACGGAGAAACAUGAGGCAUGUCAAUAUAAAUGCUACGCCUGCACCACCUCCACUACCACCUCCUCAAUUUGACGCUACCAUGUUUCUGGCGACAGUCACUGCAACUGUCGCAACUACUAUAUCCCAUAUAAACACCACUAUCGCAAGUGGAUCAGGGAGUAGCGCACCUUCCUCCAAUCAGGGUGAAAGUUACGGGCAUCAUAGGGAGUGCACCUACAAAUACUUUUCAAACGCCAAACCUUGGACCUUUAACGGAACUGUGGGAGUUAUGGAAUUAAGACAAUGGAUUGAGAAAAUAGAGGCAGUCUUCGAGAUAUGCUCCUCCCUAGAAGGUAGAAAGAUUAAAUUCGCUACAUGUAACUUUGCCGAUAGAGCACUAACAUGGUGGAAUGGCCAUGUUAAGUCACUAACCCUAGUAGUGGCUAAUUCAGUAAGUUGGGAGAACUUCAAAUCAAUGUUGAUGCGGGAGUACUGUCCGCAAGGUGAAAUUCAGAAGCUCGAACAGGAGUUGUGGGGUCUUACUAUGGUUGGUUCGGACAUAACAACCUACAUUAAUAGAUUCUGCGACUUAGCGAUCCUAUCUCAAGAAAUGGUUGCUCUGGAGAGCAAAAAGAUUGAAAGUGCCAAGAAGCUGGCACAGUCACUUAUUAACCAUGGAGUCCAUCAAAACACCGUGGCUGCUGCUCCAGAACAACCCAAGAACAACAACAACAGCAAGAAGAAGUCCUGGAGCAAACGGAAGGGACAAUUUUCUCAGGAGCCCUCGAAAAAGCAACAGUUAGUAGCAGUCCAUGCUGCUACUGUACCUGCUGCUAUUCCUGCUAACCCUAAACCUGCUAAGCCUGAUGCUGGUAAACUUCCUAAAUGCAAUAAGUGUAAUUUCCACCACAACAGAAAUUGCUUGGAGAUGCAGUGUCGGAACUGUAACAAAAAAGGGCACACUGCCCGAUUCUGUAAAUCACCACCCCAAGCGAUUAACCAAGCACCUGCCGAUGGAGUAGGUCAAGCGUGUUAUGGAUGUGGGGAAGUUGGACAUUUCAAAAUAGAUUGUCGGAAAGCUGGGAAUGUCGUUGGAGUUGGAAGGAUACUGUCAAUAGGUUACAAAGAAGCCGUGGCAGACCCUACAGUGGUCACGGUUACGUUUCUUCUCAACAUUACUUAUGCAUGCAUUCUAUUUGAUUGUGGUGGCUGA
Messenger RNA from Lactuca sativa (garden lettuce), 1200 nucleotides. The record is from RefSeq and is a predicted model, not a curated record. Lineage: Eukaryota; Viridiplantae; Streptophyta; Magnoliopsida; Asterales; Asteraceae.